UCCUCUGUCUUAACAUCGUAGACCGGAAAGAGGAAGGUCCUUUCCCCCGCAGACUCCAACAUGGCACGAGGACCGAAGAAGCACCUGAAGCGCGUUGCGGCGCCCAAGCAUUGGAUGCUUGAUAAGCUCACCGGAGUGUUCGCCCCUCGCCCCUCCACCGGCCCCCACAAGCUGAGGGAGUGUCUCCCCCUCAUCAUCUUCCUGAGGAACCGUCUGAAGUACGCCCUCACCGGAGACGAGGUCAAGAAGAUCUGCAUGCAGAGGUUCAUCAAGAUCGACGGAAAAGUCCGCACCGACAUCAACUACCCCACCGGCUUCAUGGACGUGAUCAGCAUUGAGAAGACAGGAGAGCACUUCCGUCUCAUCUACGACGUCAAGGGUCGCUUCGCCGUGCACCGCAUCACCGCCGAGGAGGCCAAGUACAAGCUGUGCAAGGUGAAGAAGAUCAUGGUGGGCACCAAGGGUGUGCCCAGCCUGGUGACCCACGACGCCCGCACCAUCCGCUACCCCGACCCCCUGAUCAAGGUCAACGACACGGUGCGCAUCGACCUGGAGACCGGCAAGAUCACCGAGUUCAUCAAGUUUGACACCAGUAACCUGUGCAUGGUGAUUGGAGGAGCUAAUCUGGGGCGUAUCGGUAUGAUCACCAACAGAGAGAGGCACCCUGGCUCGUUUGACGUGGUCCACGUCAAGGACAGCACCGGGAACAACUUCGCCACCAGGCUCUCCAACAUCUUCGUCAUCGGCAAGGGUAACAAGCCCUGGGUGUCAGUGCCCCGGGGUAAGGGCAUCCGUCUCACCAUCGCUGAGGAGAGGGACAAGAGGAUCGCUGCCAAGGCCGGCAGCAGCUAGACCCAGGCCCCCUGGACGCCCAGGGUUUCUGGAUUUGAAUAAAAACACGUUAUUUACAACAAAAUCAA
This is a messenger RNA of Osmerus eperlanus (European smelt), 920 nucleotides long. It is a transcript of the gene rps4x, whose product is annotated as ribosomal protein S4 X-linked. Gene Ontology annotation, cellular component: ribosome; cytosolic small ribosomal subunit. The transcript is spliced from 7 exons. Gene Ontology annotation, molecular function: RNA binding; structural constituent of ribosome. The record is from RefSeq and is a predicted model, not a curated record. The coding region runs from base 61 to 852 and encodes 263 amino acids. Gene Ontology annotation, biological process: translation. Lineage: Eukaryota; Metazoa; Chordata; Actinopteri; Osmeriformes; Osmeridae.